Molecule: messenger RNA, 4785 nt
Organism: Bursaphelenchus xylophilus (pine wood nematode)
Lineage: Eukaryota; Metazoa; Nematoda; Chromadorea; Rhabditida; Aphelenchoididae
Source: the annotation of a GenBank genome assembly
AUGUCGACAACUCACAGCGAUGAGUCCUCCGAAUCAACGACGCAGGCGAAUGGCAGCUUCUGCAUACCGAACCAGUUCCGCAACUUCCUCAUGUUCGUCGCUGUGCUGUGCCUGACGUCGGUGAAUGCGAAUGUCAGCGCCUUCAAUCAAGUCAUCCUUUGCAUGAAGAAUGAGACGGUGAGUUUGCGGGGCUUAGGGGGAAAAAAAUUUCGGCUAAUUUUUGUGACAUUUCGUCACAUCUCCGAAAAAUUGGUAAAAACGCAAAUAGGGCAAAACAAAACCGUCAAAUUGCAUGGAAAGUCGUCUUUACAGUUUUUUUUUUUGAUAAUUUACAAUUUUUAAUUUUCCAAUAUUUUUGUGACAUUUCGUCGAAUCCUAAAAAACGUUCUAUAGAUGGUUUUAGCACACACAGAAGACAUUCCGCACAUCAGUAAACGAAUUUUAGAUGACUUUAUUUUUCCGAUAAUUUUUGUGACAUUCCGUCACAUCUCUGAAAACUUGGUAAAAACGCAAAUAGGGCAAAACAAAACCUUAAAAUUGCAUGGAAAGUCGUCGUUACAAUGAGCGACAUUCCAUCUUCAUAUUUUACAAAAAUUUCGGUCGGUAAUUUCAAAAAAUUUUUUCAGCUCUUUUUUUUCAGCUCUCCAGCCCUCCUCAUUAUUUCUUCACCAAGACGGAGGAGCUUUGGCUUCAACGCGCCAUCGGAAUGGGCAGUUUGGUCGGCACUUUUCCGUUCAAUUACGGCUACAGUAGACUUGGAGCGAAGUGGCCGUUUGGGAUUGCUGGACUGUUCUCUGGCCUGUGCGCAGCGCUAACGCCAACCGCCGCUAGUUGGGGAUUCCCUUGGCUGAUGGCAGCACGACUAAUGACGGUUGGUUUUUUGUAGGGAUUUUUUUGGAUAUGGAUGGUUUUUGCUUCGAUUUUUUUAUAAAAAAUUGUUAUGAUGACUUUUUUUUGUAAUUUUUUUACAUUUAUUUAAAGGGGAUGUACUCCUAGUGCGACACUCAGAUUUUUAUGAAACUUGGCACAAAUUUAGAACAAUUUUUUCUAAUAUAUUUGCGAGAAUCCUAGCUCGCGCUUUGCAGAAACAACCGAGAUUUUUAGAUCGAAAGCCGGCGAAAAUUUAGGACUUUUUGCCGAAUUUCGGCACGAAAAGUUUCAUGUCUAUUUCUAUCGUAAAGGAUAAUGUUUUUAAAAAAUCACUUUUUUCCGCACGAAACUGCCAAAGUUAUGGCCAAAAAGCGUUUUUCUGUCUGACCGCUUUCCACGUUUAGCGUGCUCUCUCGGCGGCAAAAAUCUUUCGAUAUCUUGGCGGUGCCUGCAAAGCGCGAGCUAAAACUUUCAGGAAUUGGUAUUUAGUCCAUACCCGACGUAUGUGCGAAAUUUAAAGAAAAUCUGAGCGUCGCACUUGGAGUACUUCCCCUGUAAAUUUUUAUUAUAAUAUUUUUUUUCAUUUUUAAAUUUUCCAAAAAAAUAUGUCGUAGUGACGUAUUAUCCUUUUUUUUAAGCUUUUGAAGUCUAAAAAAAUCAAUAGACAAUAAUUUAUCAACUUUGACUUAUUUUUCAGCAUUUUUGCCUUAUUUCCAGGGCUUUCUUUACGCCGCAGACUUCUCAGUUAUUGGCUUGAUGAUAACCAAGUGGUCUCCUUUGAAUCGAAGUGCGGUUUAUGUCUCACUCCUCACCGGAUACACUCCAAUCGCUUCAUUUAUGACAUUUGCCUCGUCUGGACCCGUAAGUUCGACAAUUAAAUAAAAAAAUUAUUAAAUUUUUUAAAUUUUUUUCUUUUUUUUGUUAAAUCACAUUUCAGGCAUGCAAAUCAUCAGUGGGCUGGCCAUUACUGUAUUAUUGUUUGGCAACCCUCACAUGUAUUUCAUUUGUUCUUUGGUUCAUCUACUACAACGAUGAGCCCGUCAAGAGUCGACAUCUAAAUCAAUAUGAAUUUGAUUUGAUUUCGGAGGGAAAAUUCAAGGAGGAAUUGCAAAAGCAUACAAAAGUCCCGUAUUUGGUGGGUUUUUUGAAGUUUUUAAUUUUUAUUUAAAAAAAUAUUUUUUUAAUUUUUUAUUUUAUUUUUAUUUUUUUUUAAUUUUUGUUUUUAUUAAUUUAUAUUAUGUUUUUUUAUUUUUAUUUUUUUAUUAAUUUUUAUUUUUUACUUUUUUAAUCAAUUUUUUUAUUUCAUUUUUUUAUUUAUUUUUAAAUUAUUUAUUUUAUUUUAUUUUUAUUUUUAUUAAAUUUUUUUCAAAUUAAUAAAAAUAAAAAGGGUGGGUUUUUUGAUUUUUCGAUUUUUUUUUUGAAAAAAUUAUGUUUUGAAUUUUUUAGUUUAUUUUUUUUUUGAUUUUUUUUUUAAUUUUUGUUUUUAUUAAUUUUUUAUUAAGAUUUUUUAUUUUUAUCUUUUUUUUAUUAAUUUUUAUUUUUUACUUUUUUAAUUUAUUUUUUUAUUUCAUUUUUUUAUUUUUUUUUAAAUUAUUUGUUUUAUUUGUUUUAUUUUUAUUUUUAUUAAAUUUUUUUCAAAUUAAUUUUUUUAGAAGCUGAUCUUCAACCCGGUAAUUCUGGUGGUCUGGCUGAACGCGUAUGCGGAUAUUUUCAGCAGCUUCUUUAUGUACGCCUAUAUUGGAAGAUUUUAUGUGAAUGUUUUGAAGUUUGAUACGUCCAUGGCUGGCUAUUUCGCAUCGUUGCCUCCGAUUCCAUUCGUGAUUUUGAAGGUGUCCAUUGGAUAUCUGAAUGACCGAAUUACGUAAGUUUUCUUGGUAUUUUUUUAGAAAAAAAUUAAACAAAUUUUUUUAUAAAUUUUUUUUAAAGUUUAAAAAAAAAAUAAAAUGAAAUGGGAAAAAUUAAAUAAUCUUUUUUUUCAAUAUUUUUCUGUUUACUCAAAAUUUUAUUAAAAAGUGAAAAAAUAAAAGAAAUAUUUUAAUUUAAGAAAACUAAAAAAAACGAAUAAUUUUUAUUUUUAAUAUUUUUUUUUUAUUUACUAAAAAAAAUUUUAUUAAAAAGUGAAAAAAUAAAAGAAAUAUUUUAAUUUAAGAAAACUAAAAAAACGAAUAAUUUUUAUUUUUAAUAUUUUUUUUAUUUACUAAAAAAAUUUUAUUAAAAAGUGAAAAAAUAAAAGAAAUAUUUUAAUUUAAGAAAACUAAAAAAAACGAAUAAUUUUUAUUUUUAAUAUUUUUUUUUAUUUACUAAAAAAAAUUUUAUUAAAAAGUGAAAAAAUAAAAGAAAUAUUUUAAUUUAAGAAAACUAAAAAAACGAAUAAUUUUUAUUUUUAAUAUUUUUUUUAUUUACUAAAAAAAUUUUAUUAAAAAGUGAAAAAAUAAAAGAAAUAUUUUAAUUUAAGAAAACUAAAAAAAACGAAUAAUUUUUAUUUUUAAUAUUUUUUUUUUAUUUACUAAAAAAAAUUUUAUUAAAAAGUGAAAAAAUAAAAGAAAUAUUUUAAUUUAAGAAAACUAAAAAAACGAAUAAUUUUUAUUUUUAAUAUUUUUUUUUUAUUUACUAAAAAAAAAUUUUAUGAAAAAGUCAAAAAAUAAAAGAAAUAUUUUAAUUUAAGAAAACUAAAAAAAUUGAAUAAUUUUUAUUUUUCCGAUUUUCGAAAUAAAAAGUCGAUUAAAACAUUUUUUUCAAAAAAAAAGAUCUUUUAAUUUUUUAAUUCAAUUUUUUUAUUUCAACUAAAAAUUUUUCCUUUUUCAGUUUCAUGCCGGAACGAGUCAAAAUGAACGUCUUCAAUUCCUUCUGCGUGACCGCGCCGUCCAUUUUCUUCUUCACGAUUGGCUUCAUAACGGAGCAGUACCGUUAUUGGACGGUGGUGUGCCUGGUCCUGACCUAUGUGUGCUACUCGUUCAGCGGCGGCGGCUUCUACAAGUGCGCGCAUCUGUCGGCCCGCCAAUACUCGGCGUUUGUGAUUGCGGUGGUGCAGUUCCUGAAGAGCAUUGCGCUGUUCUUGGUCCCCACCUUGUUCGAUUCCACCAUUCACACCGAAGCGGAUUAUAAGAUCUUGGAGAAGUGGAGACCCGCGUUUUGGACGCUGUCCGCGCUUUGUUUGGUGGUAGGCAAUUUUUUUUGAGAAUUUUAAAAAUUUUCGGACAAAAUAAAAAACAUUUUUUCUUUAUUUUUUUUAAGUUUUUGAUUUUUUUGAAAUUUAUUUAUUUUUUAUAAAAUUUUGGGACAAAAUUUUUUUUUUCUUUUUUAAUUUUUUUACUUUUUUCGAAAAAAUCUCGUCAUGAUGACGAUUUUUAUAGUUUUUUUGCAAUUGUCUGGGUUUCCAAAAAAUGUGUCAUCGUGACGUAUUUUUUAAAAACUUCAAAAAAGUCUGUAUUUGCGAUUAUAAAAAUUAUGUUCUUGGUGAUUGUGAUAGCAUAAAGAUGCAAAGAGUAUAAACUAUAAGUUGUCGCGUUUUUGCAUCCCAUAACUACUGUGUCAUGAUGACACAUUUUUUGGAAAUCCGAGAAACCUCGAAAAAAUCGUUCUUCGUAAUGAGAAAUACGACAAAUCACCUUUUAUCACCUUUUUUCAGUUUCCAGAAAAUGUGUCAUGAUGACAUAUUUUUUGGAAAUGUUCCAAAAUCUCGGAAAUUUGUAAAUGAUAUGCCACUGAUCGCUUCUAUAACCUUUUUUAUCCAAAUUGUCAAAUUCCAUUCAGAUAUGAAGCCUGAAAAAAUAGAAAAAAUCUCGAUUUCAGAGCGGCUUCAUCUUCUACUUUUUCUCCCGCGCCAAGCCCUUGAAAUUCAUCCUCAAAGAGAACGAAGGACGUCACUGCACUACGACCAAAGCAGCCACCAGUUCCACCGAGAAGAACGAUUGA